This is a messenger RNA of Saccoglossus kowalevskii, 1932 nucleotides long. RefSeq lists its product as uncharacterized. Gene Ontology annotation, molecular function: Notch binding; calcium ion binding. NCBI's taxonomy places the organism in Eukaryota, Metazoa, Hemichordata, Enteropneusta, Harrimaniidae. The record is from RefSeq and is a predicted model, not a curated record. Gene Ontology annotation, biological process: Notch signaling pathway.
UUCAGCUAUCUGGUGUUACAGUCAGUGUGAAAGACGACUUCAUUCUUGUUCAGGUGCUUGAGGUAGGCGGUGUUCAGAGCAUCAAUGUUGGCACUGGCAUCGUUAAUGGCAAUUGGUAUAAACUGACACUCACCGUGGGUAACAUUGAUGCAAGAUUGUUGACUGUCUCAGUUGGUACAGAGGACGACAAUAGCUUAUACUCACAGCCAACAUUUUCCUCGCUGCCAAUCCGACUAGAGAUGCCUUUAUUCAUGGGUAAACUACAUAAUGACAACUCACUCUCCACUGUGCUAAGCAUGGUGGAGACAGACACCAGUUUCACUGGAUGUAUCCGUGAUGUCUACCUUGGUGACCAGUUAUUAGAUCUCCAGUUGGCUUCCACGUAUACUAGCCAGGAUCCGGUACAAGCUUCACCCGGGUGUCCCAGAGAUGAACUUUGUUACACAAAGCCCUGUCAGAAUGAAGCUGCAUGUGUAUCAUUAUGGGAUGGAUUUACAUGUGUAUGUAGUCCAGAUUACACUGGGGAUGACUGUUCAGAAGUCAAGGCAACCACAUACAAUGGUAAUAACAGUACUAUGCAGUUGAGAAUUGACACCCAACUUGUCGGUUUUGGUGAUGAAUUCUCGUUAGAUUUCCGCACACGUGACUAUAGUGGACUGGUAAUGAGAAUUGAUAUUGUGUCAGACUCUCUGACUGGAACGAUAUCCUAUAUGUUGUUGAAAGUCGUAGAUUUUAUGCCUCAAUUUGAAGUCUUCUUUGGACAAGAAAUUCAAGUCAUCGAUAUUCCUGUUACGGUUACCGAUGGUAACUGGUAUCACAUAGAAUGGACACGACAGCGCAGUGAAAUAAGCGUAGAUUUCCUUGACCUCAACUUCACAGUAGUAGGUAGUUACGAUAUGUAUCAGCCACAGAGGAAUGACAUCAUCGAUGUCUAUAUCGGCGGUUACCCUGGAGUGUGCCGCAAUGGUGGGACUUGCACAAAUCUGCCAGGUUCGUACUCCUGUGACUGCGCUAGUGGUUUUCGUGGUACCAGCUGUAAUGAAGAUAUUAACGAAUGUAAUGAACUUGAAGAUGCAUGCAUUCAUGGCACGUGCACAAAUACAUUCGGAAGCUACACAUGUAUGUGCAAUGUGGGUUAUACAGGUGCAACAUGUGAUUUGAAUAUAGACGAGUGUUCAAGCCAAUCAUGUGAGCACAAUGGGACGUGCAUUGAUGAGGUGGGCGGUCACCGAUGUGACUGUACAGGCACUGGUUAUGAAGGUGAUAUUUGUAACGUUGACAUUGAUGAGUGUGAAACCAAUCAACACGAAUGUCAAAACGGUGGUGAAUGCGUCAACAAAGUGGGCACAUAUAAUUGUAUUUGCAGUGCUGAAUAUACUGGUGUCUACUGCGAGAUUGCUGCUGAAACUGGAGUGUCAUCCACGAUAAUCAUUGUGAUCAUCAUUCUAAUAAUUAUAUUGGCUAUAAUUUUAAUUCUCUGCUGUCUUUGGAAAGUCCGUGACUCUCGGAAGCAGAAGGGGAAAUACAAACCAUCCAUGGCUGAGAUGCAAGUUGGUACGCCGUUAUCGAACAUGAUAGAUGCAGAUGCAGAUGAAAGACUUGUGUGAAUUCAAACAUCGAAUUUCAACUUAGAACUAACAGACUUCAGUACUUUAUAAUCAUGUGUGGACAAAAUUAUAUAUCAAUGGUGGCUGCCGUCUUGUAUAUGCAAAUGACAUUUUAAUGUAUGCAGCCAUCUUCAAUUAUGCUAAUAAGCAAAUGAAUAUUUGGACAGCUGCCAAAAACUGGAGCUGGACUCCAAGUAUUUCUGUUUUUGUAGUGAUUUUGUAAAAUGUGUGAUGAUGACAAUUCUAGGUUGACACUUUUAUUCAAAUAUUGGACUAAUUUGUGUGGUUGUUUCCACUGUUUUAUUUCCAAAUCAUUCCAUAAAAA